UCUCUUAGUACUUAACGUUGGUGUUAAUUUCCACUUUUAAUCGAACAGUUAAGGUACAACCUAAAAACUUAUUUAGUAUAUCCAUUUGAAAAAUUAUAGAUUUGAAGUAUGGAUUUUAAAAGAACCCUUUUUCUUUCGUCAAUAUCUUUUGUUAUUUUGGCAAUAAAUUCAGCUGUUAAUGGAAUGGAAGGAAACGUCGCGGAGAGUAAUUAUAGUACACCUCCUGAAGAUAUACCAGAAGACGAUGGUUACACUACUCCUACUGAAGAGAUACAAGGAGCUAAUAAAAGACAUACCGGUCCUCCUCCUACUCCACAUAGGCCAGGCCAAACAUUAACAACACCCCCCGUCGUUCAAACGGGAGUACCGGAAAUAAAACGUGAAAGUAAAAAUGUGAUCAAUCUUUUAAAAGAGAGAGAAAUUAAAACUGAACAAGAAUUAAAAAAAAGAAUUAUUCGUGCAACAGAGAGUGAUAGGUUAAUGAUGGAGUUAGAUCUUUGUAAUAAAGAAGCGCAAUUAAAAAAGGCCAAAGACAAAGCUGAAACAAGCGGUUCCACAUCAAACUAGAAUAAGUUCUACUAAAAAACAUUCAAAGUUUAUUUCCAAUCACAGCUAAAACCACUUCAAACUACAAUGCUGAAUUACCACAUCUCCGUGUUACAAUAUUAUUAAAAUUCAUAAUAUUUUGUGUUUUUUUG
Adelges cooleyi (spruce gall adelgid) is the source of this 698-nucleotide messenger RNA. RefSeq lists its product as uncharacterized. The transcript has 13 exons. NCBI's taxonomy places the organism in Eukaryota, Metazoa, Arthropoda, Insecta, Hemiptera, Adelgidae. The record is from RefSeq and is a predicted model, not a curated record. The coding region runs from base 109 to 567 and encodes 152 amino acids.